This is a messenger RNA of Mizuhopecten yessoensis (Yesso scallop), 912 nucleotides long. RefSeq lists its product as uncharacterized. NCBI's taxonomy places the organism in Eukaryota, Metazoa, Mollusca, Bivalvia, Pectinida, Pectinidae. The transcript has 2 exons. Bases 1 to 912 code for a protein of 303 amino acids. The record is from RefSeq and is a predicted model, not a curated record. Gene Ontology annotation, molecular function: nucleic acid binding; zinc ion binding.
AUGACCUCCACACAGAGUGGUAAAACAACGGCCGCGUUGUCGCCACUUCUGUUGAGGAAGGGCAUCCAGGGAGUUGCAGGGGAUGUGAAAUCCGUUAAGCCAUUGGGAUUAGGCGAUCUCCUUAUAGAGGUUUAUCGCCAACAACAGGCGAUGAACCUACUCGGAACAACCAGUUUUGCCGGCAUCGGUGUCAGUGUGAAACCACACUCAUCACUUAAUUGCAGCAAGGGGGUAAUCAGGUGCCCAGCCUUGCGCAAUGACACCGAUGAAGACAUACUGGCAUAUUUCCAGGAGGAGAGCGUCCCGGUCUCUGAGGUGAGGCGGAUGGUGAUCAGGAGAAACAAUGAUACAAUCAAAACAAACACCUUCAUCAUCACUUUUUCAACGCCAACACUACCCCAUAUACUAACAAUCGGAUACCAGAGGUACAACGUUUCCGUCUACAUCCCAAAUCCAUUGCGAUGCCGAAACUGUCAGAAGUACGGUCAUCACGAAAAGCGAUGUAGACGAAAAUCGAUCUGCCAGUAUUGUGGCCGUGAGGGUCACACCGAACAAAGUGACUGCGACAUCGCCAACCUGCGCUGUGUCAACUGUGAGGGGAAGCACGAUGCCUCUUCUCGCGACUGCCUUACCUGGAGCCGGGAGAGGGAGAUAUUACGGGUUAAAUAUACCCGAGGUGUCUCUUUCCCCGAGGCCAGGAGGAUAGUCGGGAGUGCAGACAUUGCUACACCCUCUUACGCACAGGUGACUCGAGGCAAGGCGCUAGUUGACAAUGUCACGGUCAAGGAUGCUUCGGUUCAAGUAUCUGAAGACAUCCCUGCCUGGGGCUCACAAGUCCCAGACAUGGAUAAAACCCUCCAAAGGUUGGCCCAUCUAGGGCACAGAUGUGGUCGCAGCGAUCUCGCUCACUAA